Emys orbicularis (European pond turtle) is the source of this 3458-nucleotide messenger RNA. RefSeq names its product solute carrier family 11 member 2 (gene SLC11A2). Lineage: Eukaryota; Metazoa; Chordata; Testudines; Emydidae. The transcript is spliced from 16 exons. Bases 43 to 1737 code for a protein of 564 amino acids. Gene Ontology annotation, molecular function: cadmium ion transmembrane transporter activity; lead ion transmembrane transporter activity; cobalt ion transmembrane transporter activity. The record is from RefSeq and is a predicted model, not a curated record. Gene Ontology annotation, cellular component: extracellular vesicle; cell surface; apical part of cell. Gene Ontology annotation, biological process: iron import into cell; response to hypoxia; multicellular organismal-level iron ion homeostasis.
ACCUAUUCUAAGGAUUCCCCCUCCAGUCAGAGGUCUUCCACCAUGGCACCUGGCAAAGAGCGGAAAAUAUUAUAUGAAGAUGUCUCUGAAGACCAUGAGGAGGUCAUCAGCACGGUCUACAGCAGCCCGGUCCCGCAGCAGUCUCCGGAGUCCAAUGAUGAACCGUUCACCACCUACUUUGAUGAGAAGAUCCCUAUCCCUGAAGAUGAAAAGCACUCAUGGUUUAGCUUCCGCAAACUCUGGGCCUUCACAGGGCCAGGUUUUCUCAUGAGCAUCGCCUACCUGGAUCCAGGCAACAUCGAGUCGGAUUUACAGUCCGGCGCUGUCGCAGGGUUUAAGCUGCUUUGGGUUCUGCUGCUCGCCACUAUCAUUGGUCUCCUGCUGCAACGUCUGGCAGCAAGGCUGGGAGUGGUAACAGGACUGCACCUUGCAGAAAUGUGUAACCGGCAGUAUCAAAAGGUCCCUCGAAUUAUGUUGUGGCUGAUGAUUGAACUCGCUAUCAUUGGGUCGGAUAUGCAAGAAGUAAUUGGCUCAGCAAUCGCUAUAAACCUCUUGUCUGCUGGGAAAGUCCCUUUGUGGGGUGGAGUGCUCAUAACCAUUGCUGACACUUUCAUGUUUCUCUUCUUGGACAAGUAUGGCUUGCGAAAACUGGAAGCAUUUUUUGGCUUUCUUAUUACCAUCAUGGCGCUUACGUUCGGAUAUGAGUAUGUUACAGUAAAACCGGACCAGGGAAAGCUGCUGAAGGGGAUGUUUAUGCCUUACUGUGACAAGUGCGGUACCCCCCAGCUAGAACAAGCUGUGGGGAUCGUGGGAGCGGUCAUCAUGCCACACAACAUGUACCUGCAUUCUGCUUUAGUCAAGUCGAGGCAGGUGAAUCGUGCAGACAAGAAGGAGGUGCAAGAAGCCAAUAAGUAUUUCUUCAUAGAGUCCUGCGUUGCCCUCUUUGUCUCCUUCCUCAUUAACGUCUUCGUCGUCUCUGUCUUUGCUGAAGCUUUUUUUGGGAAGACUAAUGAACAAGUGCACAAAGUCUGCACAAACAGCAGCAGCCCCCAUGCCGGACUCUUUCCAAAUAACAAUGAAACCUUGGAAGUGGAUAUCUACAAAGGGGGUGUUGUUCUGGGAUGUUACUUUGGGCCUGCUGCGCUUUACAUCUGGGCAGUUGGGAUUCUUGCUGCAGGUCAGAGUUCAACAAUGACUGGGACCUACUCUGGGCAGUUUGUCAUGGAGGGAUUCCUCAACCUGAAGUGGUCGCGUUUUGCUCGAGUGAUUUUGACCCGCUCCAUUGCCAUCACUCCAACCCUGCUGGUUGCCAUUUUUCAAGACGUUGAACACCUGACUGGGAUGAAUGACUUCUUGAACGUUCUUCAGAGCUUACAGCUUCCCUUUGCUUUAAUCCCAGUCCUCACGUUCACCAGCCUGCAUCCUGUGAUGAAUGACUUCGCCAAUGGACUAGGCUGGAAGAUCGCUGGCGGUGCGCUCAUUCUCAUUGUCUGCUCCAUUAACAUGUAUUUUGUGGCGGUCUAUGUCACCGCACUGGGACACCUUGCCUUGUAUGUGGUUGCAGCUAUUGUCUGUGUUGCCUACCUGUGCUUUGUAGCAUAUUUGAGCUGGCUGUGUCUGAUUGCUCUUGGGAUCUCCUUCCUGGCCUGUGGGCAAACGUAUCAGCUGGGACUUACUACUCACCCUGAACUCUUCCUUCUGAACAAUGUCGAUGCAGACUCAAUUGUGACUAGAUGAUUCCCUGAACUGCAGUAGCAAGAACAAAAACAAUCUUGAAGCCCCUUUGUGCUGCAGAAAAGGAUUUUCCUUACUUUUGGUUAGUUCAGAAACGGGUAUGGUCAAGCAUCAUGAAUGACGGAAAGAUUUCCUCCGAGAAGGAGCACAGGAUAAAACGGACAUCUGCAGAGGAGUGUCAGAUGGAAUCAACAGACGUUGCACUUGACAUCAGCCAUGAAGGUUCUCACAGGACCAAUGAAGAGCCAGAGUCAAACCAGUUCAUAGUAUCACAUACCCUAUGGGUUUGUCUUCCCUUUAGGUACUCAAAAUAUUUUCUUUAAUCCUUUUUUUAAUUGUAAAUUAUUUGGGUAGUAAAUUAUAGAUAUUUGAAUAUCUUAUUGAUUUAGAUCUAAACUUAUUCUGCUUGGUGUUUCUUAGGUCAGUUAAAUGAUGGGACACUAACAUGUUUUCCAGCUUUUGGAAGAUUGUCCAAAUGAGUAACGUUAAGAUUUUACAUUUGAUUUUGAAUGAUCUCAUUUAUGAAGUACACUAAGGAGACUACACAAUGAGAAAUAAUUAACUCAAAAGGAUGGGCAGAUUCUGAAGUGCAAAUCCAUUGGAGCCUAAGGAAGAAGCGUACAAGGCGUCUGUCAAAUGCAGAUUAUGUUCUGGGCAUGCUCUUCCAUUUCUGCUCUGAAAAACGCCCUCCCUAUCUGUCCAGGUACUUAGGUGCUCAGUUACUAUUGCAAUGAGUCCUAUCAUCUCAAACUUCUCUAGCCUCCACUGUGGCUAUCUGAAGAGGUCUCCUACUUCAAGAGCGUGGCAAUCUCACUUCCCUGCCCACCUCUUCUAAGCAUCUGGCCAGUUCUUCAAUACUGAGCCGCUCUAGGAUUUUAUUUCAGGUACUUGCCUUGCCCCCCACAACUACAUUGCUGACUGCUGCGUAGGAAAUGGUAACUACAGUGUAACUGGAAUGGGAGGACACAAAGAGCUGUAUCUUUGUGCAUUCAGUCUAACUUUGUUUUCUUUGUCAUCACAUCCCAGCUUUUAUUUGACCGACAGUGUGUUGAAAUGCUUAAUUCUCAAUUUCAAAAUACAAACGAUUUGUAGAGGCAAUGCAAGUUUAGGUUUUACUCCUGACAUCAGAGGUAGGGAUCUAUAGAAUCCUUGAUUUAAGUAUCUGUCUAUACAGUUAUAGGAGUGGACACCGCUCUAUUAAGAGUGCUCACCAUGGAAAGUGCCUGUUAACUACUAAAUCCUGAAGAGGGAACUUCAAAAUUUCUUCAUGUAGUUCUUCCAGCCAUAAAUGUAACUGAAUAAAUCCCAAGUACAGUUACACAGCAGCUUCCAUCUGUAGGUGAAAUGUGGCCUCUUGUCUUAAGCCAACCAACACCCACAGAAUGGGGUUAACUUUUCCUGGGACUAGCUUUACACAAAUGGAAUUGAACAUGAGCUUUGCAUUUUCAUGCCAUUUCAAGAAGUCUUGAAUUGAUUAGGAUAAUUUCUGAGAAUUGGAUGGUUCCAAACUCAAAGCUUGAGGCCAUGAUAUUCUGGGUGGGAAAGUGUGUUUUGUUUUGGUUUUUUUUAAAAGAAUAAAUCUUUUGCAGUUGUGCUAAGAACCCUGAGGCAGGAACUGCCUUCAAAUGGAAGAUACCCUGAAUUAUAUUUUUAUAUAUGUCUAUGUGGACUCAGUUCUGAGGCAUCUUACUUCUUGUUUUUUAAUUAAAUCUCUUACCAAUGAA